GAAAGGUACCGUUAAAGCAUGGCUGAGCUGGUUACUACACCGCUCUACAGGCGGAAUGGAAUUGUUUUCAAUGAAGAAAACUUGACUGCGAUCGGACAAACAGAGCAGACGGAUAUUUCGGAGGAACGUAGGACAGUUGACCUUGAAGUCGUCGACGAGAUGAACGAGGAAGAAAUGAUGAUUGGACAACAACAUACACUCAUGUGGAAUGAAGAUAAGUGUCUGGAACUUGCACCGGCACAAAAUCAGAAACCGCUUUUCAUUAUCCAUGAUGAGUUUGCUGAGGAGCUGUCUUUCUCCGAUAUUUAUCUUGGUCAUCCGAGAUGCUUCAACCGUGAAGUCCAUGUGACAGCGUUCAUGAUGGCUACUAGCGAGGUGCGACGUCGGGAUCGGCGGGAUUGAACGUCGGGAUCGGCAGGAUUGAACAAUACCUUUAAAUGCAUGGGCACGGCCAACAUAACAAGGGCGCAGUUGCAAGAUCGGGAAUUUUUGGAAAGCUGUAUUGAGCGUAACCUCUCUUUUCUGAAAUCUAUUCCGAACUCCGUUCAAUAUUGGCAGCAAAGAAAACGGGAUGUUUUCGCCAUGAUCCGGCAGCUGGGGAAACCCACGAUGUUUUUGACGAUGAGUGCAAAUGAAAUUAGAUGGCCUCACCUACUAAGCAUUCUGCGGAAGCUUUCUGGUGGCUCUAACAUUGCGGAAAUGGACGAUAUUGUGCAACAGUUGUCUGCACUCCAGCGUGCUACACUUGUCAGCGAAGAUCCUGUCACGUGCUGUGCAUAUUUUCACAAGUUGGUAAACAUCUUUCUGCGCCUUCUGUCAUCGACCAGGUUGAGCCCGUUCGGCAAAUACCACGUUGUAGAUUAUUUUAAGAGGAUCGAGUUCCAGCAUCGUGGCAGCCCGCAUGCACAUAUUCUGCUCUGGCUGGCGAACGAUCCCCGUGAGGAUGUUUCCGAAAGAAUGCCCGCUACUGUUGAGUUGAUCGAUUUUCUGUGCUCCAUCAGAUCGGAAGAUCUGCCUGAGACCUAUGGCAAUCAGGUGGGUUUAAAUUUCGCAUAGUUUCUAGCAAGUAAUCACUCACAAUGUCAAACCCUUUUAGGUUCAUAAACACACGUUUACGUGUUUCAAGCGAAACGAUAAACGUUGCCGGUUUAAUAUUCCGUACUGGCCAAUGGAUCAAACCAGAAUUCUGAUCCCUAUUACAGCCGGGGAUGGCCGACUUCAACAGCUAAACAGAAAGGCAGCGAAAAUGCGGGAAUCUCUUGAAACGAAGGUCUACGAUAGCCUUGACGCGUUUCUCGUUGAUAGCAGUUGCACGUACGAUUACUACUUGGACGUGAUUCGCUCUUCCAUUCGCCGACCAACAGUUCUGCUGAAACGUUCCAUGACGCAGCUUUGGACCAAUCCAUUCAAUCCUUGGAUCGCUGAGAAGCUCAAAUCCAAUAUGGAUUUGCAGUUUGUGCUGGAGGAGUUUUCAUGUGCUGCUUAUGUUGUGGAAUACGUAAACAAGACCAACAGAGGCAUAAGUAGUUUACAUCGUGACCUCAUAAAGCUCCAGGAAGAGCAUCCAGACCAGGACUACAAUGGAUUGUUGAAGAAGGUCAGCAUAAAAAUGUUAAAUUCCGUGGAAAUGUCUGCCCAGGAGGCUGCUUGGUAUUUGCUUCGGCAACCGAUGUCAGAAGCCAGCCGCAAGGUUGAGUUUAUUGCGACAAUGUGGCCACAAGAGCGAAUAAAAUCCAAGAAGCGGAACAAACAGAUGGACGAAGAGGAUCUCGACGACAAUUCCACCGAUGUGUGGACGCUAAACAUCAUCCAACGGUAUGAACUGCGCCGAGGAAUGGAUGAUAUCUGCUUGGCGGAUUUCGCAGCAUAUUAUUCGGAAGAAAGAUCCACGAAGCAUUCAUAUAGACUCCGUUUAGUUCCCCGUGUAUUGCGUUGGUGCUCAUACAGUAUGGCGGAAAUGGUCGACUAUAAGCGUGAGAUGGUUCUCCUCUUCCUACCGUUCAGGAAUGAAGUCUGCGAUGUACUUGAUCGGAACAAGUUCCUGAAGUUGUAUGAAGACAACGAGGCCGCCAUUUUGGCAAAGCACAAGGAGUAUGACUGCGAAAUGAACUUGGAUCAGGUUGUGGAGGAAUACAUCCGCAUAUGCAGCGAAGACGAUGAUUGCCGACCAGAAGCGCGAUGAGUUCGUCCGCACGAUCGUCAUGGAGCCGAAUGAUGACGAUAUUCACAACUUGCCAACAGGACCCUUGGCAGCUGUCGUCAAACAGCGAUCAAAUGUCUUGUCAAAGCAAGAAUAUUGUGAAAUGGUGCGUGCCACGAAUGCAGAGCAGCGGGAUUUGAUUGUGCAAGUAAUCCACAGCUUGCAUUCCUCUGAAGAAAACUGCAAACCAGUGCAAAUAUUCUUCACUGGCCCGGCGGGCUGUGGCAAAACGUUCACUUUGCGCAUUCUAAUGGAGACAGUGAACCGGUACAGCCAAGCUCAUAAUAAGCAACACAACGCUUAUGUAGCAUGCGCAUCCACUGGAAAAGCAGCGGUUGCAAUAGGUGGAACAACAGUGCAUUCCGCAUUCCGGAUUUGCAUGUCGCGUAGGCAAAGCUCAAAGCUGAGUUUCGAGGCAUUACAACUGUACCGGAACGCCUUCGCCAACGUGAAGCUCAUCAUUAUCGACGAAACAAGCAUGCUGGGUGCUGAUGUCCUCAACACAGUACAUGUCCGGCUUCAAGAAAUCACGGGGAACUACGACGAUCCAUUCGGUGGAAUGCCGAUCGUAUUUUGCGGCGAUCUUCGUCAAUUGCCACCGGUCAAUGCACGGGCGGUGUUUAAACCGAGCAUAAACUCCAUGCAUGGCGCCGUUUUAUGGCAAUCUCUCGACUUCUACCCAUUGGUUCAAGUUAUGCGACAAACCAACGAGCAGUUCUCCAGCAUUCUCACAAAAAUUGGCAACGGUGAGCGGAUGUCGUCUGAGGAAAUCGAGCUUAUUGAAAGCAGGUUCCGUACGGAGGAGUGGUGUCGGCAGCAUGUCCCUCGAGGGAUCCGGUUAUUCCAUCGGAACGCUGAUGUCGAACGGUAUAACUCUGUGGCGUUGAUGGAUCGAGAGGCUGUCGAAUGUACUGCAGAUGACCUAUACUCUGGUUAUAAGGACAAUUCCCAGCUGGCCAGUGCUCGCACAAAGGUGCAUAAGAUGAGUGUAGUAGAGACUGGUGGCUUACCGUAUCUGUUGCGUCUUGUUCUUGGUACACCUUAUAUGCUGACCACCAACGUGGAUGUCGAAGAUGGCAUCGUGAACGGAGCGAUCGGAGAGCUCAUGCAUGUUGAGUACAACGAAGGAAACUCGCAGCAACAGGCAAUCACGAGGCUUUGGAUGGCAUUCGAAAAUGAGUCCAUUGGGAAGAUGUUGAGAGUGAAGGCCAGACCGCUGGUGUAUUCGAGACCUGGGGUGCUACAAACAGGCUGGACUCCAAUCGUCAAACGAUCGGCGAACGUAACCCUUAACGGUGGUGUUAAGUGCAAAGAGUUCAGUUUCCCGUUGUAAGUGCGUGUGCCCUCACAGUCCAUAAGUCCCAGGGAGGCACAUUCUCGGAAGUCGUAUAUAAUUACGAUAAGGGUCAGGAACAGCAGCUAGUUUACGUUGGUCUUUCCAGGGUUACAUCAAUCGACGGAUUGUAUCUGACG
Molecule: messenger RNA, 3673 nt
Organism: Armigeres subalbatus
Lineage: Eukaryota; Metazoa; Arthropoda; Insecta; Diptera; Culicidae
Exons: 2
Coding region: 2157-3533 (458 amino acids)
Biological process (GO): DNA repair; telomere maintenance
Molecular function (GO): DNA helicase activity
Source: RefSeq, a predicted model, not a curated record